GAACCUCUGCAGCCCUGUAGAUUUGGAAGGCUUAAAUCCAAGUUUGGAAAGGCUUUUUCCAUUCCAGAUGAUUUGCUGGCUUAAGCGCUUAAUUAGGAUGGCUUUUGAACAAGUUGGAUUAAACAUGGACUCAGUGCUUUGGUCAAGCAAGCCUUAUGGUUCAUCUCGAAGUAUCGUACGAAAAAUCGGUACGAACCUCUCUCUUAUACAGUGUCCAAGGGUUCAGUUUCAGCUUACUCCUCAUGCCAAAGAAGGAAGCCAUUCUCAUCAGCCUAGAGAAGAAGCAGUGGCCUCCUUUGCAGAUGUGGGAUGGGUUGUUCAAGAAGAAGGUGAACUCUCUACAAGGCUCAGGUCAGAAGUUUGGUCUAAACCAACCCAGCCUCUUUCAGGUGAUCUACAUCAUUCUAGAAAGUCCCCAUGCAGACAGAUGUCCUUACAAAGCCCGUUGGAAGAAGAACCAGUGUCCAGGAGCAUUGUGACCGCAAAUGAAGAAGCUCUGCAGAAGAUCAGUGCUCUAGAAAAUGAACUAGCCACUUUAAGAGCACAAAUAGCCAAAAUUGUAAUCUUGCAAGAACAGCAGAACUUGACAGCAGUUGGGUCAAGUCCAGUUGCUUCAGCUGCUGUCCCUGCUGCGCCUCCACCAGCACCUCCUCCUCCUCCUCCACCACCACCACUCCCUCCCCCAGGUCUACCACAGAGCAUGUCUGCAAUUGAGCUCAUUAAAGAAAGGAAAAACAAAAAAACAAACUCUGGACAGAAUCUGACAGAAAAUGGGCCAAAGAACUCUAAAGUACCAAACAUGCUAGAAAUCCUCAAAGACAUGAACAGGGUGAAGCUACGUGCUGUGAAAAGAUCUUCAGAGGAUACAAGAUGUAAAGCAGCUGACCCCACAGAUCCUGCAGCACUGAUUGCAGAAGCGCUCAAAAAGAAAUUUGCUUAUCGAUACCGAAGCGACAGCCAAAGCGAAACAGAAAAAGUGAUACCAAAGACUGAGACAAAGAGUGAGGGAGUGCUGUUUGGACCGCACAUGCUGAAGUCUACAGGAAAAAUGAAGACUUUAAUUGAAAAAUCUUAA
This is a messenger RNA of Nestor notabilis (Kea), 1075 nucleotides long. It is a transcript of the gene MTFR1, whose product is annotated as mitochondrial fission regulator 1. Gene Ontology annotation, cellular component: mitochondrion. The coding region runs from base 68 to 1075 and encodes 335 amino acids. The transcript is spliced from 7 exons. Lineage: Eukaryota; Metazoa; Chordata; Aves; Psittaciformes; Psittacidae. Gene Ontology annotation, biological process: aerobic respiration; mitochondrial fission. The record is from RefSeq and is a predicted model, not a curated record.